GUUGUCUACUCCAACAAAGUCGUAAUAAUGUCAUCUUCACAUAGCUCAAUCCCUGGUCUCGAACCAACUUUAGCUAUCCACAACGAAAGAGAUAAUGACGAAAGUUGGCCAGAGAGAUUCUCCGGCUAAAGAAGAAGCUCCGCCGGCGACUAAAAAACGAUUUUUGACGCCGGGAAGAUUCGUUACAAUCUUGUGUAUCAUUAACUUGAUAAAUUACGUUGAUCGAGGAGUGAUCGCGAGUAAUGGUGUUAAUGGAAGCUCAAAAACAUGCGACGCCAAAGGGGUUUGCUCUGCAGGAACUGGAAUUCAGGGAGAGUUUAAAUUAACUAACUUUGAAGAUGGUCUUUUGUCAUCUGCGUUUAUGGUUGGACUUCUUGUGGCUUCUCCAAUAUUUGCUGGAUUGUCCAAAAGAAUCAAUCCUUUUAAACUAAUCGGUGUUGGAUUAACCGUUUGGACUAUCGCUGCUCUUGGUUGCGGGUUUUCCUACAACUUCUGGAUGAUUGCUGUUUUCCGAAUGUUUGUUGGGGUUGGUGAGGCUUCCUUUAUUAGUCUUGCAGCACCAUAUAUCGAUGAUAGUGCUCCUGUUGCAAGGAAAAAUUUCUGGCUUGGACUGUUCUACAUGUGUAUACCAGCAGGAGUUGCUCUAGGCUAUGUGUUUGGUGGAUUCAUUGGAAACCAUUUAGGAUGGCGUUGGGCGUUUUACAUAGAGGCAAUUGCAAUGGCUGUCUUCGUCGUUUUGUCCUUCUGUAUCAAACCACCGCAGCAGCUAAAAGGUUUUGCUGAUAAAGAUUCGAAGAAAUCCUCUACAUCUAUUGAAACGGUCGCUCCUACGGAUGCAGAAGCUUCACAAAUUAAAACCAAAACCCCCAAAUCCAAGAACCUGGUUGUCCUAUUUGGAAAAGACUUAAAGGCUCUUUUCAGCGAGAAAGUAUUUAUAGUAAACGUUCUUGGUUACAUCACCUACAACUUUGUGAUCGGAGCUUACUCAUAUUGGGGACCAAAAGCCGGUUUUGGUAUCUACAAAAUGAAAAAUGCAGACAUGAUUUUUGGAGGACUUACAAUCAUCUGCGGAAUAAUUGGAACAUUAGGUGGAAGCUAUGUGCUUGAUCGCAUAAACGCCACUCUUUCAAACACGUUCAAGUUACUAGCUGCAUCAACUUUACUCGGCGCAGCGUUUUGUUUCACUGCUUUCUUGAUGAAGAAUAUGUAUGCCUUCAUCGGUUUAUUCGCAGUGGGAGAAAUUCUAAUCUUUGCACCACAGGCUCCAGUUAACUUUGUUUGUCUCCAUUGCGUUAGACCAAACUUGAGACCAUUAUCAAUGGCUUCUUCAACUGUUUUGAUCCAUAUCUUAGGCGAUGUUCCUUCUUCUCCACUUUAUGGGAAAAUGCAGGAUCAUCUCAAAAAUUGGAGAACAUCAACUCUUAUCAUUACUUCAAUCCUCUUCGUCGCAGCUAUUAUAUGGGGAAUUGGGAUAUUUAUGAAUAGUGUGGAUCGGUCUAAUGAAGUAAGUGAAGAUGAUGAGGUCGAAGAAGAGAAAUUGGAAAGCAAAGCAGAGAACUCUACUCUCGUCUAAUUUUUGAAGACAAUCAUUUUUUCUUCUACACGACCAAAUAAUUCUUAGUCCUUCCAUUGUUUGAUUGAACAACAAUUCAUUUGAUUCAUUUUCUUUUCCUUAGAUUCUCUCAGUUCCUUUUGUGUACAUAAACCUAAUUUUUUAGAAUAAAUUUAUUCUCUUUUUUCCUUCA
Messenger RNA from Arabidopsis lyrata subsp. lyrata, 1745 nucleotides. RefSeq names its product probable sphingolipid transporter spinster homolog 1. Gene Ontology annotation, biological process: transmembrane transport. The transcript has 14 exons. The coding region runs from base 95 to 1573 and encodes 492 amino acids. Lineage: Eukaryota; Viridiplantae; Streptophyta; Magnoliopsida; Brassicales; Brassicaceae. Gene Ontology annotation, cellular component: membrane. Gene Ontology annotation, molecular function: transmembrane transporter activity. The record is from RefSeq and is a predicted model, not a curated record.